Molecule: messenger RNA, 1658 nt
Organism: Branchiostoma belcheri (Belcher's lancelet)
Lineage: Eukaryota; Metazoa; Chordata; Leptocardii; Amphioxiformes; Branchiostomatidae
Product: essential MCU regulator, mitochondrial-like
Exons: 3
Coding region: 49-333 (94 amino acids)
Biological process (GO): mitochondrial calcium ion homeostasis; calcium import into the mitochondrion
Cellular component (GO): uniplex complex; mitochondrial inner membrane
Source: RefSeq, a predicted model, not a curated record
UGGCGCUGCUGCACUGCCCUCUAGUGCAGUAGAGCGAAAACAUCCAAGAUGGCGACGUUGGUGGCGAACCUGGCUCGGGCCCGCGUCCUUCUGGCCAGAAACAUAGCGGAGAGAGGCCUUCCCUCGGCCCGCCAGGCCGUUCCCGUGCGCACCAAGAUCACCAACUCCGCCGGGGCUAUGCUGCCGGAGCCCUACAACAUCCGAUUCGGGCUGGCCAAGGUUGUCGCGGUGAUGGUUCCGUUUAUCUACGUGGGCGCAACCAUCAGCCGCGAGGGAGCCGCUUUUCUCGAGGAAAACGACAUCUUCGUUCCGGAUGAUGAUGAUGAUGACUAAGCCCGGCACCGUGGGCCAGGUAGAAGAACCACAAGGGCUUUCAGUUCCACCAUCAUCAGUUGCCAUGGAAACUGCUGCAUCCACCAAUCACCUGGCUGCUUCCUGUUGUCAUGCCAACUGCUGCACUGAAGCGAAUCUGCCGUGACUAAAUAUGACGCUACUUGUACAAUACUCCUGCAAGCAAUAGUAUUUAAUAACAAUCAGAACUACAUUUGUAUAUGGACUCUGCAUGUUUGCUAUGUUAUAAGAUUUAUUGAAAAGGCAAAAGAGUAACACCUUGUAUCUAUUAGCGAAGUAGAACUGUAUGUAGAAUAGAUUUUAACACACUGUUGUGUGAUGUUUUAAUAACUGUUUUUAGAUUUUUUAGAGGUGAUGUUACUAAAGUUUGUCACACCUUGGGCCCCCGUAAGUUUGUUGGUUGGUUCCCAGACUGUCAAGACAGAAAUGGAGACAUGACAAAGUUUGAAAAAUGAACCAAGCAGCAAACUUAUCUGUUCUUUAAAUACACAGAACGAUUCCCCCUUAGUAUCCACAAAUCCCAAUACCCCCCCAACCCCAACCCCAAUAUCGAUAUCCUGAAUACCCCCCGGACUACCCCCUCCCCAACUACAACCCACACCCCCCUCCCCCUCCACCAGAGCUUGUGUACUAUAGCAGACUCCUCUCCUCGGUACUGAGAUAUUGAGUUAAGAACUGAUGUAACUAUAGGGAUAAUCCAAGCUCGGAGAAUACGGGUGCUGACUGCAUGCCUGUUGUGUUAUACAUUAGACUGUAGCUGUGAUGUGAUGUGUUUACUGUAGAGGAGAAACACUGGGCAGGACUGAGCUGUUUUCUACUGGGCAGGACUGAGCUGUUUUCUAGAUUCAUUUCUGACAACAUUUUGGAUGUGAUGAAGGCCAGGCAGUGUUUGCAAAAAAAAUGUACUUUUGGCACACAGUAGAAAUGAUGGCACAACAAUAGACUGUGAAACUGAAAGGGAUACUCUAGAAGUAAUAAGGCAGCAAGAGGUAAAUAUUUAGAGAGACAAGUUGACUCUGAACUGAACCAUGCACAAACCGGCACCAAGAGAUAAUAACACAACAAGCGACUGUAAAACGACACUGCAGAAAUGAUAGCACAACAACUGUUCAUGGCACACCCAAGUUUCAGGGGUUCUGAUCUGGCCCAGUGGCCCCACAGUACAACAGGGACAGGACAGAUGGCUGUCCAGUGUUUGCCAAUGUCAUGUUACAUGUAUAUCCACACAGAAGGCAACAGCUGACUAUAGACUGUACUAAGCUGCGGUGGUGUGAAUAAAACUUCUCUGGUUUGUCCACACAAGUUUA